This is a messenger RNA of Sorex fumeus (smoky shrew), 2022 nucleotides long. It is a transcript of the gene SLC5A2, whose product is annotated as solute carrier family 5 member 2. Bases 1 to 2022 code for a protein of 673 amino acids. The transcript is spliced from 14 exons. Gene Ontology annotation, cellular component: plasma membrane. Lineage: Eukaryota; Metazoa; Chordata; Mammalia; Eulipotyphla; Soricidae. Gene Ontology annotation, molecular function: D-glucose:sodium symporter activity. The record is from RefSeq and is a predicted model, not a curated record. Gene Ontology annotation, biological process: transmembrane transport; sodium ion transport.
AUGGAGGAACAGACAGAGGCAAGCUCGGCACCCGGGCUGGAGGACCAGAGUGUCCUUAUUGACAACCCUGCUGACAUUGUCGUCAUUGCUGCUUAUUUCCUUCUGGUCAUUGGUGUUGGACUGUGGUCCAUGUGCAGGACCAAUAGAGGCACUGUGGGUGGCUACUUCUUGGCAGGACGAAGCAUGGUGUGGUGGCCGGUUGGGGCUUCUCUCUUCGCCAGCAAUAUCGGCAGUGGCCACUUUGUGGGCCUCGCAGGGACUGGAGCCGCGAGUGGCUUGGCUGUGGCUGGAUUUGAGUGGAAUGCGCUGUUCGUGGUGCUGCUCCUCGGCUGGCUCUUCGCGCCCGUGUACCUGACGGCAGGCGUCAUUACCAUGCCCCAGUACCUGCGCAAGCGCUUCGGCGGCCACCGCAUCCGCCUCUACUUGUCUGUGCUCUCACUGUUUCUGUACAUCUUCACCAAGAUUUCGGUGGACAUGUUCUCGGGGGCAGUCUUCAUCCAACAGGCUCUGGGCUGGAACAUCUACGCCUCUGUCAUUGCGCUCCUGGCCAUUACCAUGAUCUACACUGUGACAGGCGGACUGGCAGCGCUGAUGUACACAGACACUGUGCAGACCUUCGUUAUCCUUGGGGGCGCCUUCAUCCUCAUGGGUUAUGCUUUCCACGAGGUGGGCGGCUAUUCAGGACUUUUUGACAAGUACUUGGGGGCAGUGACGUCGCUGACGGUAUCCGAGGAUCCGGCUGUCGGGAACAUCUCCAGCUCCUGUUACCAUCCCCGGGCCGACUCCUACCACCUGCUGCGGGACCCUGUGGCUGGAGAUCUGCCCUGGCCCGCGCUGCUCGUGGGGCUCACCAUCGUCUCCGGCUGGUACUGGUGCAGCGAUCAGGUCAUAGUGCAGCGCUGCCUGGCCGGGAAGAACCUAACGCACAUCAAGGCGGGCUGCAUCCUCUGCGGCUACUUGAAGCUCAUGCCCAUGUUCCUCAUGGUCAUGCCAGGCAUGAUCAGUCGCAUUCUGUACCCGGACGAGGUGGCAUGCGUGGUGCCUGAAGUGUGCAAGCGUGUGUGUGGGACCGAGGUGGGCUGCUCCAACAUCGCCUACCCGCGCCUGGUGGUAAAGCUCAUGCCCAAUGGUCUGCGUGGACUCAUGCUGGCCGUCAUGCUGGCCGCGCUCAUGUCCUCGCUGGCGUCCAUCUUCAACAGCAGCAGCACGCUUUUCACCAUGGACAUCUACACGCGCCUGCGCCCCCGCGCCGGCGACCGCGAGCUCCUGCUGGUCGGACGGCUCUGGGUGGUGUUCAUCGUGGCCGUGUCGGUGGCCUGGCUCCCGGUGGUGCAGGCGGCGCAGGGCGGGCAGCUCUUCGACUACAUCCAGGCUGUCUCCAGCUACCUGGCACCGCCCGUGUCCGCCGUGUUCGUGCUCGCUCUCUUCGUGCCCCGGGUCAAUGAGAAGGGUGCCUUCUGGGGCCUGAUCGGCGGGCUGCUGAUGGGUCUGGCGCGCCUUAUUCCCGAGUUCUCCUUCGGCUCUGGCAGCUGCGUGCGCCCUUCGUCCUGCCCAGCAAUUAUCUGUGGGGUGCACUAUCUCUAUUUCGCCAUCGUGCUGUUCUUGUGUUCCGGCCUUCUCAUCCUCCUAAUUUCACUGUGCACAGAGCCCAUUCCCCAGAAGCACCUCCACCGCCUGGUUUACAGUCUCCGGCACAGCAAGGAGGAGCGGGAAGACCUGGACGUGGAUGAGCUGAGAGGGCCAACCUCGCCCCCAGUACAAAACGGGUGCCUGGAACAUGCAGUGGAGAUUGAGGAGCCCCGGUCCCCAGCACCAGGCUUUUUCCGCCAGUGCCUGCUCUGGUUCUGUGGAAUGAGCAAGGGUGGGUCAAGUGGUCCCCCACCCCCGACCGAGGAGGAGGUGGCUGAAGCAGCCAGGCAGAUGGAGGACAUCAGUGAGAACCCAACUUGGGCCCGCGUGGUCAAUCUCAAUGCGUUGCUCAUGAUGGCUGUGGCCGUCUUCCUCUGGGGAUUUUAUGCUUGA